GCAGUCUGACCGGUGUGUUGCGUGUGUGAGUGUGUGCGAGUGCGCGACUGCUGUGCUCUGCGCCACCGCCACGAUCAUCUCCGCAGCGCGCUAGCCGCCGAGCACGGCAAUCAGCUGACAGGCCGCAGACGAGAACAUGGCGGCGGCCUGGAGCAAGAUGCUCGAGCAACGGCGGCCUGCCGUGGUCGCCGGCACGGUUGCCCUCAUCUACGCCUGGUCCUACUUCAGGUUUCUCAGGAAGCAGAAGAGGAGCCGGGAACUGGCGGCGGCGGCGCUGGUUUUCGACAAGAAAGAUGCCAAAAAGGAGAAGGCGCAUGUGGACCGCGAGUUCUUCAGGCAGCUGGGUAGCCUACUCAAGGUUGUCAUCCCCGGCGUCUUCACGCCAGAGUUUGGCUAUAUGCUGCUGGUGGCCAGCUCACUCAUUGGCCGGACGCUGUGCGACAUCUGGCUUAUCCGCAACGGCACCAUCAUCGAGCGGGCCAUCAUCUCUCGGAAUGUCUCACUCUUCAAGGACACGUUGCAGGCGUUCAUCUUCACCAUGCCCAUGCUUUCCAUGGUCAACAACCUCCUUAAGUACGGGCUGAGUGAGCUGCGGCUGCGCUUCAGGUCUCGGCUGCACCACGCCCUGUACAAGGAGUACCUGAGUGGCAUCACCUACUACCGGAUGAGCAACCUCGACAACCGCAUCGCCAACCCUGACCAGCUGCUCACACAGGACGUGGAGAAGUUUUGCGGUUGCCUGACGGACCUGUACUCCAACCUGAGCAAGCCGCUACUGGACAUUGUGCUCUACGUGCGGUGGCUGUCAGUUGCGAUCGGCCAGGAGGCCCCUGGGGCCAUGCUGCUCUACCUGCUGUUUGCCGGGGUCAUCCUGACACGCAUGCGUCGUCCCGUCGGCCGCAUGACCAUCCAGGAGCAGAAGCUGGAGGGCGAGCUGCGAUACGUCAACUCGCGCCUCAUCACCAACAGUGAGGAGAUUGCCUUCUACCAGGGCAACGAGCGGGAGCAAAUAACGCUGGACAACUCCUUCCGACGCCUUGUACAGCACCUGCGCGACUUCCUCGAGUACCGCUUCACCCUCGGCAUUGUUGACGACAUUGUUGCAAAGUAUCUGGCGACGGUGGUGGGCUACCUGCUGAUCAGCCGGCCGUUCAUGGCCGGCCAGCGCAUGCAGCUGGACCACAACCAGCGGCUCGAAGAGUACUACAAGAGUGGCCGUAUGCUCGUCAAGCUCGCCGAGUCGGUGGGGCGGGUCGUGCUCGCCGGACGAGAGAUGACCCGCCUGGCCGGCUUCACUGCCCGCGUCUCCCAGCUGCGCCACGUGCUGCACGACCUCGCCCGGGGGCACUACGUCCGCUCCAUGCUGCAAGUUGAACCUGCCAUCCCUGAAGAACGCGGCGAAGCCGGUGACACGUCAAAGCCUCGCCGUCGCAUGGAGCUGGUGCCAGGAGCAGGCCGCAUCGUCACACGCGACAACAUAAUUCGUUUCCAGAAUGUGCCGCUGGUAACGCCCAAUGGAGACGUGCUGGUUGACAACCUCUCCAUUGAGGUCAGGUCUGGAGUCAACGUGCUCGUCUGCGGCCCCAAUGGCUGCGGAAAGAGCUCCCUCUUCCGAAUUCUUGGAGAGUUGUGGCCCUUGUUUGGAGGCACGCUCGUGAAGCCAGCCAAGGAGAAGCUGUUCUACAUUCCCCAGCGGCCUUACAUGACGCUCGGAACACUCAGGGAUCAGGUGAUCUACCCAGACAGUCACCUGGAGAUGCUGCGGCGGGGGGUGACAGACGAGCAGCUGGCGCGGUUCCUGCACCUGGUGCAGCUGGACUACGUGCUGGAGCGAGAGCGGGGCUGGGACACCAUCCAGGACUGGAUGGACAUUCUCAGCGGCGGCGAGAAGCAACGCAUUGCGAUGGCCAGGCUGUUCUACCGGCAGCCCCAAUUCGCCAUCCUCGACGAGUGCACAAGCGCGGUGAGCGUCGAUGUCGAGGGCUCCAUGUACCAGUACUGCCGACAAGCUGGCAUCACCCUCUUCACGGUGUCGCACCGCAAGUCGUUGUGGAAGUACCAUGAGUACUGCCUUUACAUGGACGGCCGAGGAAGCUACGAGUUCAAGCCCAUCACCCCGGACACAAAGGAGUUUGGAUCCUAGCAGAUGACCGAGCCACUGAAGAGUGCCUUUUUGUUGUUUUUCAUAUAGCCUGUACAGUGCGUGUCGUGUAAUAAAGCCAAUAAAUGAGACGGGUGACAAACAUGUAA
Molecule: messenger RNA, 2250 nt
Organism: Dermacentor andersoni
Lineage: Eukaryota; Metazoa; Arthropoda; Arachnida; Ixodida; Ixodidae
Gene: Abcd3
Product: ATP binding cassette subfamily D member Pmp70
Biological process (GO): fatty acid beta-oxidation; peroxisome organization; long-chain fatty acid import into peroxisome
Cellular component (GO): peroxisomal membrane
Molecular function (GO): ATP hydrolysis activity; ABC-type transporter activity; ATP binding
Source: RefSeq, a predicted model, not a curated record